This is a messenger RNA of Zea mays, 1495 nucleotides long. RefSeq names its product putative RING zinc finger domain superfamily protein. NCBI's taxonomy places the organism in Eukaryota, Viridiplantae, Streptophyta, Magnoliopsida, Poales, Poaceae. The record is from RefSeq and is marked provisional.
CACCGCUCGACCUACCAGCCCUCCUUCCUCAUCCGCCUGCCCUGCCCGUCCCGUCCGUCCACCCCCUUCCCUUCUUUCCCCUUUGCUUGCUGCUGCCUGCUUCUCGCCGUCGCCGCCUCAAUUCCCUCCUCGUUGUCCGUCGCCUCGUCCACGCGCACCUCGUCCUCCUCUCCGUUCCCUCCACCUCCUCGACCGCACCGUCGUCGUCUAGCUAGCGGAGCGAGCUGCGACCAGAUCGGAGAGCCAAGCACCCAGGAAGAGGGGGCCGGGGAACAAGAAGAAGCCGCCGGAAGCCGGGCGUGGACGUGUGGUGGUUUUCUGCCGGCGGCUGACAAGUGGUGUAGGCUACCCGCUCUGGCCAUGGAUCCGUCGGGCGGCGCGUUCCUGCCGCCGCUGCAGCAAGGGAGCUCCUCCUUCCCGCGGUCCUCCAGCAACGCGUCGCUCGCCAGGAGCGGCAGCGGCGGCGGCGGCGUUGGCGCCGGGCGCGGGACCAGGGGCAGGAAGAUGAUGCGCAGGGUCUGCCGCGGCGUCAUCACCUUCAUCUUCGCCAUCGCUGGGCUGUUCCUGGGAGCGGUGACCGGCGGUCUGAUCGGGCUGGCGACGGAGAGCGGGCUGUUCCGCGGCACCGGGAUCGGCGCCAUCACCGGCGCGCUCGUCUCCAUCGAGGUCGUCGACUCCUCCAUCCGCCUCUGGCAGGCGCGCCGAUCCGGGAUCUGGAGCAUCCUCUACGUGCUGAACGUGAUCUACAGCCUCCUGACGGGCAGGCUGGUGCGCGAGAAGGUCGACCCGGCGGUGCAGCGGGUGGUCCGCAGCCAGAUGAACGCGGUGGACUCGUCGCCGUUCAGGGAGUCGCCGGACCUGUUCGAGGUGGAGGCCACCAACGGCAUGCCGCGGGCGUCCAUCGACAAGCUCCCCGAGUCGUGGAUCACCGAGGAGUACAGGCGCGACGCCGUCGGCGACCUCUCCGGCUGCUCCGUCUGCCUCCAGGAUUUCCAGGUCGGGGAGAAGGUGCGGAGCCUGCCGGACUGCUGGCACGUGUUCCACGUGCCGUGCAUCGACGGCUGGCUCAUCAAGCACGGCUCCUGCCCGCUCUGCAGGAGGAAGCUGUAGGCGGAUCGACCGGACGACGCCAUGGACGAUGUUCUUCUCUGCGAUCGAGCCGAUGAUGUGUGUGUGUGUGCCCCCGCCGCCGCCACCACCGAUAGCUGCUGCUAGGAUCGGAGGAGGGAGGAGGGAGAAGAGACUGACAUCUAUAGAACCCUUAAUUUAUAGAGAGGGCUUUUGCUUUGCUGCUACUUGUACGUGCUCUACUACGUACCUAUUGCAUCUUUCUUUCUUUUUUUGAUCCACCAUGAUCGACCUCCCUCCUCAGAUCCAUCCAUGCAUGUAAUAUACCCUGGACCGGCUUGUGCUUCGUUCGAUCCAUUCCAUGCAUCUCCGGACUGUGAUCUCGAUCUGGUGUAAUAUAUAUAAAAAAAAACUACUAGUAUGUACC